Molecule: messenger RNA, 1266 nt
Organism: Glarea lozoyensis ATCC 20868
Lineage: Eukaryota; Fungi; Ascomycota; Leotiomycetes; Helotiales; Helotiaceae
Exons: 1
Coding region: 1-1266 (421 amino acids)
Source: RefSeq, a predicted model, not a curated record
AUGUCGAAUGCUCAAAGGCAAGAUAUUGAGAAGCCGAAAGGCCAGGAGACAAGAUCUCGUCGCGGUGGUUUCACACGUUGGGAUCGUAAAGACGAUACUUUCUCUCCUCCAACCGGUCCAAAGGCCGACAGACAGCACAGCGGACAGAACGAUACGUACUCUCCCUUGGCGUCGGGUUUAGGCGCAUACGAUCGCUAUGGUUCAAAAAGACAAGGUAACAACUCUCGUCGGCGCUCAAGCAUUUAUAGCAGUUACAAUCAGCGAUCAUACGAUACUGACUCCCGUAAUCCUAGAUCCAACGCUCAUUAUAGCUACGAUACGCGGGAACGAGAUAAUGCCGCUCAUUGUCCUUCAAGCCCAUAUAAUAAUCACAACCCCGGGAAACAUGAUAACGAUCCUCGUUCUCCCAAGUCCAGCGCUCAUAGUCGCUGGGAUGCACCGAAAAGAGACCCGAAAUCUCGUCGUCGGUCUAGCAUUUACGGCUUGAACCCCAACUCACUUCCCCUCGGAUCGAAGUUCAGCAACCAUCGUCGUGAUCGGCCCAGUUCUCGCUCUCCCAGAGCAGUCAAUCUAGGAAUGGGUUCACGACUCAAUAGCCCUAAAGGCCGCGAGAGUCCUUAUAGAGUCAUCGCCAAGUCGUCUCCAUCCCCACGCAAACAACAGUCUACGUACAAACCGACGGAUUACGAAGUCAUUCACUUCCUUCUAGACCUUGAUUCUCAUUCGUCUCUCCUACAGGACAAAUAUCAAAGGGAUAAAUUCCAGAAUGCAAUGGCGCAUUGUCAGGAUAUGAUCCGAAUGCACGUUAUUCAGGUCGAAGGGGAAAUGGACUGGCAGGUCACUGAUGCGCCCGUUAUUUCGCAAGCACAGCCCUCUUGGGAUCAGAGAUUUGAGCCGUACUUUAGCUUGGAGGAUGUGCUACUUGGACAGACUCAGAUUUAUCAUCUUGAGCAAGGUGGCUAUCAUGCUCAUGGUCAAGAUACAUACUAUCCUCCUAGUCCAGAUCCUUAUUGUCCACCCAUUCAGGAGGAGUAUAAUCCUGCCGCGCAGGGUAGCUGUCAUUCUGCUGCACAAAGCGAAUAUUCUCUCGAGGAGGGUGAAAUCUAUGAUCUUGGCAAUGAUGGAUUACCACCUCCUUUCACGGACACAUAUAUUCCUCCUGAAUUAGAUCAGUAUAUACCUACGAAUCCAGAUGAGUACAUCGCUCAUAUGAAGCGCGAAGAUCUGGAGCUGGAGUUGGAUUUUAUACCGACUUAUAUGGGAUAG